Acanthaster planci (crown-of-thorns starfish) is the source of this 2338-nucleotide messenger RNA. RefSeq names its product transmembrane emp24 domain-containing protein 2-like. NCBI's taxonomy places the organism in Eukaryota, Metazoa, Echinodermata, Asteroidea, Valvatida, Acanthasteridae. The record is from RefSeq and is a predicted model, not a curated record.
UGAAGCUAUACGGACAGUGUAAUAUACGUACAUGUACAGUGUACAUGUACAUGAUGUACUGCUGCUGGAACGUAUGGAACUGACGAGUUAACAUUUUGCAAAUUGUUACAAAAACUACGUGAACAUGGGCGAUCUCCAGUACCUUCUCUUUGGAGCAUGUAUGCUUUGCUGCUUCUCGUCGAUUAAAGGGUAUUUUAUUGCCAUAGAUGCUCAUGCUGAGGAGUGCUUUCACGACAAAGUCACCUCUGGAACAAAGAUGGCCCUGACUUUUGAAGUGGCAGAGGGUGGUUUUCUUGACAUCGAUGUCAAGAUCACUGGACCAGACAACAAAGUCAUCUACUCUGGAGAAAGAGAGUCCAAUGGCAAGUAUACCUUCUCAGCGCACAUGGAUGGCCAAUACCGCUACUGCUUCAGCAACAGGAUGUCCACCAUGACCCCGAAGGUCGUCAUGUUUUCCAUCGAUAUCGGGGAUUCCCCAAAAGACCAGUCUAUGGACACAGAGGAGCAUCAUAACAAACUGGAGGAUAUGAUUAACCAACUGGCCACAGGACUGACAGCCGUGAAACAUGAACAGGAGUACAUGGAGGUCAGAGAAAGAGUUCAUAGGUCAAUCAAUGACAACACAAACUCCAGAGUGGUCUUAUGGUCAUUCUUUGAAAGCUUGGUACUGGUUGCUAUGACGCUGGGCCAAGUGUACUACCUCAAGCGCUUCUUCGAAGUUAGGAGGGUGGUUUAAUCUUUACUUGUUCAAAUUACCUGCCACAGGACAGUUACAAGUUUUUUUGAAACUCUGUUCGUCUGAAAAUUGUAAUUUAGUUGGACAUGCAACUUCAUAUUUAUCCCAUUGCUGAUUUAAUCUGCCACUGUCAGCUAAAAAGUCAGCACGCUGAAUGAUAAAAGCAAUAUAUGACAAAAUAGAUCACUGGCAAACUACAUGAGGUGCCUGGAUCCUUCGAGGUCCCAAGUUGUUAAGAAUUUGUGUUUUGACUCUUAACUGUCCUGUGGCAUUAUGAAGCAAUUUUGAAGUAUUUUUCUGGCACGGAUGUCAAUCAAACUUGGGUAACUCCACAUUUUUGUAAGUCCCCCGGACAUAAUACCUGCAUAUACGUAUGACAAGUGGAGAACCCAGUCAUUUGCGCUUCAUGUGCCAUUUAAAUAUUUUUUCUGUUGAUAUUGCAGUAAUUUUUUUCUUUUUAUUUUUGCUCUUUUCUUCAAGCUAGACCUGUUUCUCUCGUCAUUUUACCAUGUGCCAAUAUAAUUUGGUAAUGUUUAUGAAAUCCCUCAGUUCUACACCUAAUUUUGUGAAUCAUUGUUUUGGUGGAUUCUUGUUUCUUGCUUAGGUUGUAGUGAAUGUUUAACAGUACACUACAAAUUUGAAAGCAGGUAUUUCUUUUGGGAAUACAGUGCAAAUGACUGGGAAAAAAAAGGGUCAAAUUGAAUGUCAGUUGCCUGUUUAAAAAUAGUCACCUUCCAUGGGUAAUUUUGGAUAUCGCAUAUGUACACUUAAAGAUGAAACUACCAAGAGCAAGGCAGGGCUGGAGAUCAGGAAGUGCAGGCAAUGCAGGAUACCCCUGUCUGGAGUUAGAAAAACUAGUCUGUGCUUGAACUAGUUCACACAAGAGCCGUGUAUGGAGAGUUACAAUAUAAGUGUCACCACUGUUAGGAACAAUUUUGCCACUGGACAUGGACAGUUGGCAUACAAUAGGCGCACGCUCUACUGUCCACGUAAUGAACGGCCAUUUUCUUCCAAAAUCUGAAGCUGGUGCUGCUCUCCCUUUAUGCAGCUCUGGUUUGCACCAUACUUCUCUCUGUUGCCACCGUGUUUGUACUCAUUUGUGACCACAGAAUGCAAGUAUUGAAAUUACAUUUACCGGCAAAUACAUGUAUUUCCAAGGCAUAGUUAUUUACAUACUUUGCAAAAUGCCAGGUGUUUCCAGUAUUUUAAAAGCAUUUAACACAUUGACACCUGCAGAAAGAAGAUCUUGUUUUGUGUUACUCAUUAUUUUUCAGCUUUGCAUUUUUUUCGCUUUGACUGCACUGCAUGGUGGCACAUUUGAUAUCAAGAUAUUGUACACCAUAAACAACUUGUCUGGCUUUUCAGGUUUUCUGCACAUAAAUAUGGAUUUUUUUCAUCAUUUACUUGUCACAAAUCCACAGGUUCUGUACAUGAUGAUUUCCGUGUUGAAAUUUCACUUAAUUCUUGACAAAAGUUUGUGUUCCUUUUUCGCCAGAUGUACUUUAUUUGCGACUUCCCUCUUUUUUGGUGUAGGAAUGUUACACAUUGAUUUGUCAUGUUUGUGUAUUUUUGAAAAUAAAAUCUUUGGUGGUGAAAAACCAA